AUGCCAACAAGGCCUGCAAAGCCAAUUGACUCUUCUCUGCUUAAAGGUAAGUGUUUGCCUUCGCUUAUUUUUAUCACAUAAUAAAGCUCUAAUUAACCAACUAAAGUUUCAGCCCUGCUACAUAAAGUAAAUUGUAUUUACUUUUCUUUCAGGUGAUCACAAACCAAGUGGAAAAUUCUCUGAAGGUAGGUAAUUGUUAAAGCAAUAGACUAACUUCUUUUGCAAGUUGUACAGAUGUAGUAUUGCACCCCUUAACAUAUAUAUGCCAAUAUUUCCGUUAUACUACAUAUUUUUCUAAGAUAGUAAGAUGCACUCUUUAUACAGUUUCAAUCUACGUCACUGAAGUUUACUAGUCAACUGUGAAAAAAUUUUCUAUGCAUUUUGUUUUCAGGAACUCGAUUCAAAUGUUUUCUCUGUUUCCCUUACUGUUUGUACAACAUAAUCUUUAUUGGUAAACAUUCAUCCUCAGAUAGCAAUUACAAUCCACCCGCCCCUGAUGGUAAUAAGAAAAUAUCCGUGUAAAUGGUAACAGGUACAUUGUAUCACUAAAACUAUUCGAAAAUAAUUCCAUUACAUUUACUAUAUUUCAGAUACACCCAUGAUUGCAUACUUGCACAAUCAGUCGCCCAUAAAAAGAGCCAAAAAAACAAUAUGUACUUUGACAUGACAUUGCAAACAAAGAAUGGAACAUAUAGAUCCGUAUGUUUCUCCCCUGAAAAGCACUCUGGUUUCUCAUUGAAGUACGAGUCGUUGUCACCGGUUAAGAUUUCUAAGUUUCAGCUAAAGAGAAAUCAAAGAUCUAAUCGGGAUGAAAUUCACAUCAACAAGCGAUCGAAGUUGAAAGACCCACAAGAAUCCGAGGUGACUUUCAACAUUACAGAAGGUAGAAUCGGAAGAAAAAUGCAAACCCGGCAUCACUGCAGUCUCAGAUGUGUUGCAAGACGACGCCAAUGCUGUUAUCAAUGUAUGAAGGCGGAUUACCCUCCAUGGUGCGGAGGAGACUAUACUUUCUAAAGGCAAGACACUCCGAAAACAAGAAGCCGCCAUAUUUACCGACAAUUCGGGGACAAUGUGCCUUGUGCUAUGGGAAAGUGACAUAACACGGGUUAUCUCAAAGUCUGUGUAUAAAAUCUCAAAGAUAGUUGUUCGAGAAUUUGAUAACGCGAAGUACUUAACCCUAAACAAGCAGUCGAUUAUCAAGCCAGCGGAUACCUCAAUAGAGAGGGUGGACACUGAAGUAGGCGGUCUACCACACUCGCAGAAAUUUGAUUGCCCUCCCGAAGGCGUUUUAUCAGUACAACGGUUCCUGUCGUGUAAAAAAUGCCAAACUAAACUGGUGCCCGAUCCAACAAAAACCUUACCAAAUGCACUGAGUGCGGAAUGGCCCAGCUAAAAUCAAAAUGUAUUCAGCGUCUAAUGGCAAAUGUCAUGUUUGGCAAAGCAGAUUCAACAGACUCUUUGCUCCUGUUCGACGACAAGCUGAAACAACUACAUAAUAUCUACAAGUGCCAAACCAACACAGAAGAAACCAUUGACAAUCUUGAUGACGAUACGCUUAUGGAGUUUCUCACUGUGGAAGCCUCCAUAUUUUACAAUGUGAAAAAAAAUGUGUUGUCAGUAACAGAAAAAGACAAUUAACGAACUUAAUGUCAAAGAAAGACAAAUACAUUCAUAUUAUCAUGUUCUGUUAAACUGGAAAGGGGAGAAAGAGUUAAAUAUAUUUUAUGUCUUUGCCUUCCUGCUUUUCACGAGGUGUUGCAUUUAACGAGCUCAGUUUACUGGCAAAACAAAACACUCGACUUGGGAUAAUUUGGCUGUGAAAUUGAUUCACAGCCGCUUUAUUUAAAAUCUCGUCAUUUAAUUAGAAAUAUCAUAAAAAUUGAUAAUUUGAGUUAAUAACUUGAGUCUGUUAAUGUUCAUUGCCAGUAAAGGUGGCAGGACUACACGCCAAAGACUACGCCAUUGAAGUCAGUCGAAC
Paramuricea clavata is the source of this 1978-nucleotide messenger RNA. Lineage: Eukaryota; Metazoa; Cnidaria; Anthozoa; Malacalcyonacea; Plexauridae. The record is from the annotation of a GenBank genome assembly.